Molecule: messenger RNA, 2393 nt
Organism: Drosophila bipectinata
Lineage: Eukaryota; Metazoa; Arthropoda; Insecta; Diptera; Drosophilidae
Biological process (GO): receptor guanylyl cyclase signaling pathway; cGMP biosynthetic process; intracellular signal transduction
Cellular component (GO): plasma membrane
Molecular function (GO): guanylate cyclase activity; peptide receptor activity; adenylate cyclase activity
Source: RefSeq, a predicted model, not a curated record
UGUUUAUGAGGCGCUGGCACUCUGUAUGCUCGCCUGAACAAUCAGCAAUAUGCUAAAUGGAAAAGCGCACAAGUCCGGAGAAAAUCCUGAACCUUGCCCGGCGGGUGGCAGUGGGGUGGGUGGCGAAAGCGGUAGCGGGAGUGGCAGAAGGUCCGCCGCUUGCGUUAAGAUCGACAUUAGCACUUGCCAAUCGAAUCAUCCGAUGAACGUGGUAAUGGGCCCCGAGAAGCUUAACCCAACGGGUGGGGGCGCCGGCGGAGGACUCCUGGUAGUGCCCACACAUCACAAUCUGCAGCUCGAUAAAAUUUCCGUGCGCUCGAUUAGUUCCGAGGAUAUAUCGAGUGGCGGGAAUGGAAAAUGCUGCAGUGCCGCUGCCCGUAAUCCGGCCAUAAAAACGGGACGGCGCCUGCAACUGAUGCAGAUGAUAAUUCUACCAUUUAUACCAAUAUUGGCGUUGAUUGUGCAAACAUCGGUGUCACUGCAAGAGAUCCUGGAGUACCGUUCCGCCGUGGCAGACAUUGAGACCCAGGUAACAAUUGCCACGGACUUGGGAAAAGUAGUAACCCGCCUUCAGCUGGAACGGUCUGAGGUGGCCUUCUAUAUUUUCACCAACGGGAGCAAGGAGCGAAACAACCUGACACAGCGUUUUACAAACACGGAUCAUGCUCUCAACAACAUGACAACCUGGAAUGAGAUCAGCGUGCCAACGGCUCCCGACGAGGAUGAAGACGAUCGGGAGAUGAUGCUGACCCGGACAGACUUUCAGAGCAGGCUGUCAGAUUUUCGUAAUCGUGUGCGCUUGGAGCCAGAAGAGAGCUCCAUCACCGAGGUCAUGAACUGGUACACGUCCAUCAAUAGAGGAUUACUGCACCAUCUAAACGAGCAAAUCAAGGAAACGGACAACAGUGGUGUUUGGCGCUAUCUAGUAGGUUUUAAGAACCUUUUGAAAAGCAUAGAGUGCCAGAACAUAGCCACAUCCUUCGGCAUUCGUUACUAUGGCAGAGGAUCCCUAACGGCCGAGAAUUUCGUGUCCUACGUACGUUAUGAGUUCAUGGCCCGGGAAAUGAUCAACUCCACUUUGAACUACGCUCCCAUGCUGAAGGAAAUGUACACAAACAUCACCUGCACCAAGAAAUUUCAUCGUGCCAAGCAAAUGGGCGCCACGCUGCUCAAGAAUAGUCCCAAUGUUUCCAAUGAACGCAGUGCCAUCGAGUACUACGAUCUAAUGAAUAACUAUACUGAUGAUCUCCGAAUCUUGCAAAAGGCCUUAAGACGACAGAUCAAGGAAUAUGUGGACUCUACUUUGGCAGAGGCUGACCGCAAGGAGGCCAUUGGAAUAGCCAUUCUUGUCGUGGUGCUCCUGGUGUCUCCCGUCAUCAUUGUGCUGGUCAAGAAUGCCGCUGCCACAAUUCAACUCUACGCCGUCAAUCUCUCCCAGAAGGCCAAGGAGCUGAAGCGGGAGAAACGCAAAAGCGACUCCCUUCUCUUCCAAAUGCUGCCCCCCAGUGUGGCCAUGCAACUGAAGCAAACCCAGAAGGUGCCCGCCGAGCUCUACGAGGCAGUAACCAUCUACUUUAGCGACAUUGUCGGCUUCACCGAAAUCGCCGCACAUUGCACUCCCCUGGAGGUCGUUACUUUUCUCAAUUCCAUUUACCGCGUGUUUGACGAACGCAUCGAGUGCUAUGACGUCUACAAGGUGGAGACCAUCGGCGACUCCUACAUGGUGGCCUCCGGUCUGCCGGUGAAGAACGGGAACAAGCACAUCAGCGAGAUAGCAACAAUGGCGCUUGAUUUGCUGGACGCCUCGUCGGUGUUCCGGAUCCCGAGGGCAGGCGAUGAGUUCGUUCAGAUCCGGUGCGGCGUGCACACAGGACCGGUGGUGGCCGGGAUCGUGGGCACCAAGAUGCCGCGCUACUGCCUCUUUGGCGACACGGUGAACACGGCCUCGCGUAUGGAGAGUACCGGCGAGGCCCAGAAGAUACAUAUCACCGAGGAGAUGCACGACUCCCUGCAGCAAGUGGGCGGCUUCCGGACGGAGCACCGAGGUCUCAUCGACGUCAAGGGCAAGGGCUUGAUGAGCACCUACUGGCUGACCUGCAAAGAUGGGCCAGUGAGGGCUCGGGAGGAGAUCUCAUGGCGGGCGGAUAUGCAGCCAGUUUUUUUGGACCAUCUAAAGCUGCAUCCGCCAGUGGACUACAAGCUGCCGAAAAGGAAAUGACUGGCCAAUUCGGCAGGAUAUUGAUCUAUCAAUAUUACCCUUAAAUCUGUCACCAAGCAUUCAAAAACAUACGGCUAUUGAGCUCUUUAGAUGUGCGUGUGUUGGUGUUUCUCCGUCUCUGUAUCUCUUAGUGUGUCCUUGUUCACUCUUUGUCCCGGUCCCCAUUCUUAAAAGC